Tupaia belangeri chinensis (Chinese tree shrew) is the source of this 5017-nucleotide messenger RNA. RefSeq names its product myocardin related transcription factor B (gene MRTFB). Bases 244 to 3477 code for a protein of 1077 amino acids. Lineage: Eukaryota; Metazoa; Chordata; Mammalia; Scandentia; Tupaiidae. The transcript has 15 exons. The record is from RefSeq and is a predicted model, not a curated record. Gene Ontology annotation, cellular component: nucleus. Gene Ontology annotation, biological process: smooth muscle cell differentiation; positive regulation of transcription by RNA polymerase II. Gene Ontology annotation, molecular function: transcription coactivator activity.
GCCUCCCGACGUGGGAGAGAGUUAAGGGUUUUCUGCAGCAGGGGUGUAUUUGCAGGUCACGCUGGGAACUAAAGGGUAAUGGCUGCCUUCAGCUGCUCAAAGACAUAAUUGCCCAGUGAUUGGGGUAUUGUGAGGACAGCUGAGGACCCUGGACCAAAGAGGAUUCGGAGCACCGCUCUCCACUGAUCUGCAAAUUGAGCUGUUCUCCUGCUGGAUGCUGCCUGUCUCCAGAAGCCUCUCACCAUGAUCGAUAGCUCCAAGAAGCAGCAACAGGGCUUCCCAGAGAUUUUAACUGCUGGGGAUUUCGAACCGUUAAAAGAAAAGGAAUGCCUUGAAGGGAGCAACCAGAAAAGUCUCAAGGAAGUGCUCCAGCUGAGGCUGCAGCAGCGCAGGACGAGAGAACAGCUAGUGGACCAGGGCAUCAUGCCACCUUUGAAGAGCCCAGCGGCAUUCCAUGAGCAGAUAAAGAGCUUGGAACGAGCCAGGACUGAAAACUUUUUGAAACACAAGAUUCGGAGUCGACCGGAUCGUUCUGAACUUGUCAGGAUGCACAUUUUAGAAGAAACAUUUGCAGAGCCAUCCCUGCAGGCUACUCAGAUGAAGCUGAAAAGAGCUCGACUAGCUGAUGAUCUGAAUGAAAAGAUUGCUCAGAGACCUGGUCCUAUGGAGCUGGUAGAGAAAAACAUCCUUCCUGUAGACUCCAGUGUUAAGGAAGCAAUUAUAGGCGUUGGGAAGGAAGACUAUCCCCACACUCAGGGCGAUUUCUCAUUUGACGAAGACAGCAGUGACGCUUUGUCGCCAGACCAGCCCGCGAGCCAGGAGUCACAGGGGUCAGCUGCGUCCCCAGUUGAGCCAAAAGUUAGUGAAUCGCCAUCUCCUGUGACUGCAAACACUCCAGCCCAGUUUACUUCAGUGUCCCCAGCAAUUCCUGAAUUCUUGAAAACUCCUCCGACUCCAGAUCAGCCUCCCACGAGGUCCACAGCUCCCGUCCUCUCCACAAACACUGUGUCCUCAGCGAAGCCUGGCCCAGCACUGGUGAAGCAAAGCCAUCCCAAGAAUCCAAACGACAAACACCGUAGCAAAAAGUGCAAAGAUCCCAAGCCGCGGGUGAAGAAGUUGAAAUACCACCAGUACAUUCCGCCAGACCAGAAGGGGGAGAAGAACGAGCCACAGAUGGACUCCAACUACGCCCGCCUGCUCCAGCAGCAGCAGCUGUUCCUGCAGCUGCAGAUCCUGAGCCAGCAGAAGCAGCACUACAACUACCAGACCAUCCUGCCUGCUCCGUUCAAGUCACUAAAUGACAAGAACAGUGGGAAUUCCGUUUUGAACAAUACCACGCCUAAUGCAACACGACAGCCCACUUCUGCUCCUGUGAGGAAGCCAGGACCUCUGCCUUCUAGCCUGGAUGACUUAAAGGUGUCGGAGCUGAAGACAGAAUUGAAGUUAAGGGGUCUGCCAGUCUCGGGCACCAAACCAGACCUCAUCGAACGCCUGAAACCCUACCAGGAAGUGAGCAGCAGCGGCCUUGCUGCUGGUGGCAUCGUGGCAGUGUCGUCGGCAGCCAUCGUCACCAGUAACCCGGAAGUCACCGUGGCACUGCCGGUCACUACCCUGCAUAACGCCGUGAGCAGCUCAGCCUCCACUUUCAAGGCAGACUUGCCGCCUGCCGGCUCCAGCAAUGCAGCCCACGUGGAACAUGGUCCGUCGCCACUACCCAUCUCACCCGCGCCCUCAGAACAGUCCAGCCUCAGUGCUGACGACGCCAGCAUGGCAGACACGUUCACCGAGAUUAUGACCAUGAUGUCUCCCUCACAGUUCCUCUGCUCUUCUCCUCUGAGGAUGGCAGCUAACGAAGACAGCCUGAGUCCCACCAGCAGCACUCUGUCCAACCCGGAACUGGAUGCGGCCGAGAAGGAUCGCAAGCUUCAAGAAAAGGAGAAGCAGAUCGAGGAGCUCAAGAGGAAGCUGGAACAAGAGCAGAAGCUCGUGGAAGUCCUGAAAAUGCAGCUCGAGGUUGAAAAACGAGGGCAGCAGCAGCAGCAGCAGCAGCGGCCCCUGGAGCCCACACCCAGCAGCCCAGCCCAUCCAGUAGGCAUGUCAGGUCAGAAACCUGGCGGUCCCAGCUCCUCUGUCAAAGACGAGGCCUCGCUCCCUGACUGCUCCAGCUCCAGGCAGCCCCUCCCGAUGGCCAGCCAUCCCGGAGGCCAGCCCGUCUCUACAGGCGGCCAGACUCUUGUUGCCAAGCAGGCGGUGGUCAUCAAGCAGGAGGUCUCCGUGGCCCCAACAGAGCCGCCAGGCGCCGUCCCGCAGUUCUACGUGAGCUCCCCGGGCCAGCCGCCACCCGCCUUGCUGCCCACGCAGACUGCCCAGCUGCUGCUCCCAGUGUCCAUCCAGGGCUCGAACAUCGCCUCGGUGCAGCUCCCAGUGGGCAGCCUCAAACUGCAGACACCACCGCAAGCGGGAAUGCAAACUCAGCCUCAGAUAGCAACUGCUGCCCUGCCCUCAGGUGUGGCCCCGACAGUGCCUCAGAAACAAGACACCUUCACGCAGCACGUGCUCGGCCAGCCUCAGCAAGCCAGAAAGGUUUUCACAAACUCGGCAUCGAACCCAGUUCUUCCGUAUCCGAGACCGCCUGCUCCAGCAGCCCCACAGCCCUUUAUUAAUAAGACCUGCAACAGCGUCCUUCAGUCUAGAACUGCUCCACUUCCAUCCCUGCAGAACGGACCGAGCACUCCCAGCAAGCCUAGUUCACCCCCACCACCACAGCAGUUCGUCGUCCAGCACCCCCUGUUUGGAAGCCCAGUCACUAAGACAAAAGACCCUCCACGCUAUGAGGAGGCCAUCAAGCAGACACGCAGCGUGCAGUCUUCCCUUCCAGAGAUUUCCAACGCACAUAGUCAGCAGAUGGACGACCUCUUCGAUAUCCUCAUCAAGAGUGGAGAGAUCCCCCUCCCUAUAAAAGAAGAGCCUUCUCCUAUUUCCAAAAUGAGACCAGUGACAGCCAGCAUCACCACAAUGCCAGUCAACACAGUGGUGUCUCGGCCUCCACCCCAAGUCCAAAUGGCACCGCCAGUGUCCUUAGAGCCAAUGAGCAGUUUGUCGGCCAGCCUGGAGAACCAGCUGGAAGCUUUCUUGGAUGGAACUUUACCUUCAGCCAAUGAAAUUGCUCCACUCCAAAGCAGCAGUGAAGACAGAGAGCCCUUCUCUCUGAUUGAGGAUCUCCAAAAUGAUCUGCUGAGUCACGCGAGCGUGCUGGACCAUUCCCACUCACCCAUGGAGACUUCAGAGACCCAGUUUGCUGCAGGCACCCCCUGCCUGUCUCUUGACCUUUCCGACUCCAACUUGGACAACAUGGAGUGGUUAGACAUUACCAUGCCCAGCACAGCUUCGGGGCUCACACCUCUCAGCGCUACCGCACCAAGUAUGUUCUCUGCUGACUUCCUGGACCCACAAGACCUGCCAUUGCCGUGGGACUAAUGUCACAGGUUUCUUGUCUCAGAGUUUGUAAGGUCUAAGAACAUGAAGAGUCUAAAAGGUCAGUUUUUAGAGGUAGGUCCAUAGUUGCAUCAUUGCAAUUAAAAUACGUUGUCACAGGAAGAAUCGGAUAGAAGGCCAUAGCCUGGCAACCGAGCUUGGAAACUUUUCAUUGUGUUUGACAGUGAAUUUCUACAAUUCAGUAGAGCACGGGCCUUCUGAAAAAAUACACUAGUCAAAGAAGGCCUGCCUGUUUCUCUAGACCAUAGUAAAGAAUGAAAAGUACCUUUAGCUACAAAUACAAAGGUAAUAUAUGCAGGAAGAUGACAUUAGGAUUCUCUGGUAAUCACUUAACUACAUUUAAACCUCUACGUAAAAGGCAGACAGCUCCACUCAAAAAAUAAGCCAACGUGAGGGAGGUGAGAGGUCACUGCACUUAGUACUUCUUAGCGAUGGCCUGAGCCAGGCCCAAGGCACGCAGGGCUCAAAGGCAGUGGACAGCCCUGGCCAGUUUGGUGACAGCUUCCAGCUGAAGACUUUGUUAACAGUCAGAAACCUAUGUGAUUUUGUGUGUGUAUUGUACUUUAUUUUGUGGUUUUUGGAAUCUUCAGAUUUCCAAAUUUAAAUCUAAAUGGAAGAUCUUUAACCAUAACCAGAAGAUGUCUACAAGAUACUGUCAUAAACAAUCCACUGUAAAAAGUCCAGGUAUAUUGGUAACACUGAAAAUCCUAUUAGCAACCUUCUGGAUUGAGUAGGUUGAUUUUAUUUUGUAUAUUAGAUAUUCGUGUGUACACGCUCGACAUUGUGAUUUGUACAGCCUGCAUUGGGGCGAGGAAGUAGUUAGCCAGUGGACUUACUUUUUUCUAGAACUCAAAUCUUUCUAGACUACUUGAGCCACAUGUGUUCUGUAUUUAAAGAAUUGCUGACUAACUUUCAGGAAAUCAGACCCAUCUCAAAGAACCAAGUAAAGGCGUUAGCAUAAAAUAUCUUUCUGAGCUGGUAAGUUAGAAGAAUGGAAGGGAAAGGGAAAGUUCAUGACCAGCCCCAGACGUUCCCAUGGUGAAGCACAGGUUAGCCGCCCACUGGCCAUCAGGGCCCAGCCUAGCUUUCUUCUCUGUCACUAACCCCUAGUUAUUUUACAGGCUUGUAACUGGAUGUCCUACCCAAGCUCUCACUAUCUUGUCAAGCCUAAGACUGAAAAACUGGAGGUUUUGUUUUGUUUGUUUUAAUAUAUAUAGAGAAAAAUAUAUUACAUAUCUGUGGUUAUAGUUUCUUAAGAAUUUUCCAAAUUGCCAACUAUGACAGGAUUUCCAAAAUUAUUUCAAGGCUAGUCAUUUAAGUAUAUGAUGAAAUGUAAAUAACUGAAAAAAAAAAAAAGGAAAAAAAAAACACUAAAAUCUACCAAAGAGUGUGGAGGAUUUAGUUAAAUAAGAAUAUGCACCCUCCACCUCACCCUCGUGUAAACCCUAAGGUCGAGCUGGUUUCCUCAGGUCACUAAGUGAAGAGUAUUUCCUAGUGACACACAGGAGGCGACCUGAUCUGU